AGGACCACCGAAGACCACCAACACCAUGAGAACUGUCCAGUACUGCCCGCUGCUCCUGCUUUCUUUGGUCCUGCUAGCGACUGACAGUAGGCUAAGGACGAUUGUUUUGUAUUGUUUUCUAUCUUCACCUUAUCCCCCGUCUACCUCUUUUAGAUGUCCCCACUUCUUUUUGUCCACCUUUCAUUGCUUGGUGUCUACUUUCAGGUCAUCUCCCCUGCCACUCUUGAAUUUCCCAAAAUAGUCUGAACACUUGUUAUUUUUUCUGUAUUUCUGUCAUCUCAUGAGAGGCAGGGACCUGUUAGGUGAAUUUCUGUCCAAAGUAGCUUUGUUCUCGACAUCAGGACAGGUAAUGCAGGACAUGAACAAAAUGCAAUUAUCAUUAUUUUAAAAAGAAUUCCUUGCAUGUUCAAAAAAAAGAAAGAAACAGUUCAGUUCAAGCUUCUAUUGCCACUUUACAUGAUGUCAUCUUAGCUCAUUUAUGUUUUUCUCGUAGUUUCCCUCUAGUUUUGCUUUGUGUGUGUCAUCCUCCUCUUUAACUAGCAUGCACGUCUCGCCACUAAUCUCUUAAUAGGCCUGCAGGCUAAUACUUAUUGCAUGUGUGUGGAGCGGCUGUGCUGUGGGGAUAGAUUGAGGUCAAGUGCGAACAGCAAAGGGGCGUUUAUAUGUCAUGUCAACACAGAGAGGGGCACACUCAAAUUCCUACAAGACAUUUUGCUUUGCUGUUGUUUUUAUUGUUUUACUCUCAAAGUUGCGCUUUUAUCUGUACAAGGGCUGAAAGUCUGAUAUUUUAGUGAUUUAUUACUUUUUAUUGUGUCUGAUUAAGUUGAUUUGCUGGUUUUUACGUCCACAAUUGAACCUGAAUUUAUUUUGAGCGCCUGAUCAACUUUUCUGUCCGGCACACCAUAACCGGAUGGCACAAGAUGAGUCUGGUGUUAUUUUGAUGGCCAAGACAAGAUAUGUGCUGCUACCGAGAAUGUUUGAAGUCACGAUGAUUCCUGUAAGCCCAGCUUGGUUUGAUCCUCUUAGGAAACAGCAUUACAGGCUGUUUCUGAAGGACCAUUUUAGAAUUUAGAAGAAGGAUGGUGGUUUUCACAAGGAAGCGUUCAGCUGCUAUUUCAAAGGUCAGCUAGUUCUCAAACAAGCGAUCCCUCCUCUGGAGAGCUUUAGAAAGGCAUUUACAUGUUUUAUGUUCUGAAGCUUGAGGUAAAGUUUAAAAAGAUGUUUUUAUUAAAUCUGAGCGCACUUCUCUGUUUGAUUUAGGGACAACUUGUCUGAAGGAAGCGAUCAAUCAGUGCUGUCUUUUUACUUUACUCUCACUGUGCAUCAGAGAUGUGAAGUCACCGUGUCUCCGUGUACCAUGUUCAUCAGACACAGAGAUCAUGUGUUGAUAAUGGUACAAAUAUCCUGAGUUGAGGCCUUUGUUUACACUGCAUGAGCCGAACUAACAAUGGAUCGCAAUCUAUGAUAAAUGUGAACAAGCAUGUGCACAAUGCACAAUGCAAUGCAGUCCAUUCCACAAUAGCUGUGUUAAGAACCACUUGUACCAAUGUCUAGAAAUGUGUUUUUAAAGGACAGAAAUGGCAGCAGUGACCUUAGCAGACCCUUCACAGUAUAUAUAUAUAUAUAUAUAUAUAUACACACAGAGAGAGAGAUAUUUGAUGUAACAUCCUACAUUCGGACCAGUCUUCCAUCGACUGCAGCAAUAACACCAGGUGAGGCUCUGCAAUGUUAUUCCUGCAUGGGCUCCAACAACGAAGACUGCAACCAGCAAGGCUCCAAAUCUUGUCCCAGCUACUCUGAUGCCUGCGCUGUGGUGGUCGGCCAUGACAGUGGGGUGAUGAAAUCAUGCUCCUACAAGUCUUUCUGCAGUCAGGCCAACAGCCAGGGCUACAGAGCCCCGGGGGUCAAAGUUCACUGCUGCUUCGGGGAUGACUGCAAUAUGAACAGCUUUGCCUCCCGUCUGCCAAGACUCAACUACCUGCUGCUGUUUCUGCCUCUGUUGUUCCACAGUUUUUUCAAGUAGACUCAAAUUCCCGAUGCCAACAAGAAUCCAUCUACAACACAAAUGACAACUUGUGUUCUCAUUUACUCCAAAAAUGCCAAAUUACCCUGCCUGAUCUUACACUGUACACACUGAACUACAACUCCAGUCUGCUUUGAUUUACCAGUAUGCAUCUAAACAGAAGCCUUUACAUUAGGGAAACACUGUACAUGGAAGAGCUUGAGGUGUUAACCAUGUGGAUUAUACACACGUCGUUGGAUUGACUCCAUUAAGCAGUGCUCAGGAGAUGCGUCUUUCAAUGGAUUUCACUGAGCUAAUAACGAGAGGAUCCCAAAGGACGUGCUGGUAGAGGUAAUUUAUUUCCUGCCCAUAUUUAUGCCGUUCCCCACUUUUUGGUGUGAUACUCGUGAAACAAUGUGUGAAACUACAGGAUGAAACGAACAAGACUCGUCUUUCUGCGUUUUUUACUAAUCACGUUUCAUGUUAAGCUUCACUGAACCCAUCUUCCUCUUCACCUAAACCGACGCGUCCAAGUGUCUCAGCAUUGCUGGUGUCAAUCACACGUGUGAGGAGCUGUGUGGGAUAUUUUGGAAGGCAAAGAGAAAACACUCCUAACACAAAUCCACGUAACCCUUUAACAUGCAAGGUGUGUUACAGAGAGGAGGUUAAUCCACUUGGUUUUAAGUCGCUUAAAGAAUUGUAAAGAAAAUGUAAUUUUAAAAUGAAUAAUGUCUAUUUGGUUUAAUGUCUAAAUGUCUCCAUUUUCUGUUUAUUGUGUAAUUUUCUUGAAAUUCAUGUUAAGAAAAGAUUUUUUUGACGAUAUGAUGUACAUUAAAUACAACAAUCUGCAGCUGCGGGCAUCGUAACACAUUUAAGUACAAACUAUGUAUACGUUAUGUUAAUAAAGUAUAACAAGUUC
This is a messenger RNA of Pseudoliparis swirei, 2921 nucleotides long. It is a transcript of the gene ly6pge, whose product is annotated as lymphocyte antigen 6 family member pge. The record is from RefSeq and is a predicted model, not a curated record. Bases 1547 to 2023 code for a protein of 158 amino acids. NCBI's taxonomy places the organism in Eukaryota, Metazoa, Chordata, Actinopteri, Perciformes, Liparidae. The transcript is spliced from 3 exons.